Molecule: messenger RNA, 3634 nt
Organism: Mercenaria mercenaria
Lineage: Eukaryota; Metazoa; Mollusca; Bivalvia; Venerida; Veneridae
Exons: 3
Coding region: 142-2316 (724 amino acids)
Biological process (GO): positive regulation of DNA-templated transcription
Cellular component (GO): chromatin; nucleoplasm
Molecular function (GO): protein binding; ubiquitin-protein transferase activity
Source: RefSeq, a predicted model, not a curated record
CAAGGAAGUAUAACCUAUAUCAAAAUUCCUCGAAAACAAAAGAUAUCAUUUUGUUGACAAGGCACUGAAAAAUGUUUAAAAAAUAUGUCGAAUAAUGUAAUUACGGACAGAAAGUUUAUCUAACAGAUAUCGUAAAAAACUAUGGAAGUAUCAGGAAGAAGAGGGAGAGAGAAAGAUUUCACACCAUCCUUUUCACGUGGUUCUGAUGAUGCUGACCAGCUAUACUGUCUCCCGUGUAAACAAGAUGGAUCUCGGGUACCAGCUUUCGGAUAUUGUCAAAACUGCGCCGAACAUUUGUGCGAGACAUGUUACAAAGUUCACACAAAACCAUCACCUAGCAGGAACCAUAUCCUCCUAGACAGGACACAAAUGCCAAAAACACAGGAUAAAGGUAGACUAACAAGUACACAAGACUUGACUGAAACAUGCCAGAAACACCAUGGUAAAGUUAUAGAGUACUUUUGUAAGGAUCAUAAAACGUUAGGUUGCAGCCCAUGUAUGACGAUGGACCACAGAAGUUGCAGGAUAGAUUACAUUCCAGAUGUCUCCUGGACCUACAUAGCCAGUUCUCAGUACCAGAGUCUUCUACAGGCCUUGCAGACUUUACAUGAGAAUUUGAAGGAAACAAAUAAAUCAAUUAAAGAGAACAAGAGACUCAUUCAAGAAAAUCAAGAUAAAGUAAAGGCAGAUAUUCAGCAGUUUAGACAUGAAAUCAACACUAAACUAGACAAAUGGGAAGCUGAAAUGUACAAAGAAAUUGAGAGGCUCGUUUCCCGAGAACAUCAGAGGAUAUAUUCAACACUGACCCAAUGCCAAGAAAUGACAAGAAAGAUUGAAGCACAACAAACAAGCUUCAAAAGUCUUGAACGAGAUAAGAAAUGCAACUUGAUGUUUAUACAUGGCAAGAAAAAGGAAGAAUCAAUUAAAGGGAAUUCUUAUAGUUUUUUAUGCGCAUCUUUCUGCGCAGCCGACACUUUCUAUGGAAAACUGACAAAUAUGACUAUGAUAUCAAAUAAGUAUAUAAUAAAAUCUGUAAAAAGAAAAAACCGUAUUGUGCUGCCUGGAUGUAUAUUUUGGUUGGUAUUUAUAAAAAAGCAGAAAAUUAUGAAAAUGUUGAAAAAUCGCUGGCAGUUUCAGCAACAGUGGGUGUGUUCAAAACAAUUUUUCACAAAAACAAGCCUGGUGACCUAUUGUUUUUAUUUGUUCAUUGUUUUCAGCACAAAUUUUCCUAUCAUAUAUGUGAAUUUAAAAAAAUUCUAUGAAAGGAAAAAAACUAUAGGAAUUCUCUUUAAAGCAGACAAGAAAAUUGAACAGACAUUGAAACAAGAAUGUAAAGCUAACAGUUACAUAUUUCAACCGAACUUUGCAAUAAAAAAUCUACUAAAGACAGAGACUACAUUAGGAACCUUACUCAACACUAGUGAAGAGUCCAAACAUAACAAAUUGCAAGACCAGGAAGCAGGUAAUAAAACAACAUUAUCCGCGCACUUUCAGUUGCGGCCAAGACAUCAUGAGAAUGUGUCAAGUUCUGACAUUAUUGUUACUCUAUUAGAUCAAAUUAAUCUUAAGACUGUCGGCGAUCAAUUUGAUCGAGACAUAGGAGGACUUGCAGUAAUUGACACAUCUAGACUUGCUGUUGUUGACUACUCAAACGUGAGUAUUAAUAUUGUUGAUGUGAAGCAGAAGACAACCGUUUCUGAGCUGAAAUUAUUGACUUCAAACCCAUGGGACGUGACAUUGUUGCCAGGCGACCAGCUUGCAGUUACACUUCCAUAUUCAAGCUUGAUACAGAUAUUGUCAUUUUCUAAUGGUUUAUCCAAAGUCAGGCAGCUGACAGCUAAUCACUGGUGCUAUGGGUUAGCUUUUAUUGAAGGAAGCCUUAUAGUUGGGAUGGCAGACGGAAAAGUAAAGAUAAUGAAUCUUUCAGGGAAAGUUUUAAAAACAAUGGACUGUGGCGUAGCUGAUGAUGUCAGUUAUGUUACAGCAUGUUCAAACUACAGAUAUAUAUAUGCUUCAUGUGGUAGCAGUGUAAUUCGUUUCAGUAUGUCCGGUGAAACUAUAGGACGGUAUACACAUGGAAGCCUGAAGAAGCCACGUGGACUAGCUGUAUUGGAAGAUGGUUCUAUAUUGGUAUGUGACCAUGGUAACAGCAGCAUUCACCAGAUUUCAGAAAAUAUGGAAAGCAGCAGGAUGAUACUGCAGGAAACAAAUGAAUGUAUGAAACCCUACUGUAUGGCACUUGAUAGUGAAGAGAAGAAACUGUACAUAGGUAGCGGCAAUGAGUGCAACUUCAUAAAUGUGUAUAGUCUAAAAUAAAGAAGCUAAUAAUCAUUUGCAGCUAUUGUAAGUAACUACAACAGGCUGAGACAAUUUUUGUAAUUAUACUAUUCUGACUUCUACAGACUCAAUGCAACUACUAUAAUUUCUACAAAAUAAUGUAGCUUCUUUUUUAUUUUAUAGUAAAUGUAGCUAACUAUAAUAGACUGAGACGGUUCUUAUAAUUGUGUCUUCUGGAAAAUGUAUUCCACAGAAUGAGUAGCGUGUGCAUUGUGCUCUGUGUUACUGGUUUUUACAGAUACCAAAAAUGCUUAUAUUACAGAUCAAGAUAUGUAUACCGGCAAAUUACCAGAACUAGAACAUCAUUUAUAAAUUAAGAAGUACAUGGUGCCCUUUAUACGAUACAUGUAUAUAUCUAUAAAUCAUGUAGCAGUAGUAAGUCGUUUCAGUAUGACCAGUGAAGUUGUAGGGUGGUAUACAUAUGGCUUGAAGACACUUGGACUAUGGUUCAAUGUCGUUCUGUGACCGUGCUUUGUCGUUCUGUGACAAUGGUAACAGCAGCAUUUACAUUUAUUUUCAAAAACAUUAACACUUAAUUAUUAUUAGAUUAAUACGAUCAAGCACUUGUUUAUACGAGAAGUUUACCUUUCAUAUGACUAGAUAUAUAAAAGACAGUGUAUUAGAUAUAUGCUGCUGCCAACAACGGGUGUGAGGAGCUUUGUUUGCUACGUGUAAAGAACUUUAAUCAUGCAUAUGGAACUUUGUUUGUUGUAUUUGAGGCACAUGUUUACUACAAGAGAGAAAAUUCGUUUCCUAUAUGUGUAAGAAACUGUUUGCUACGCGCAAAGAACGUAUAUGAACGUUGUAUGUUGUGUGUGAGGCACAUUGUUUACUAUAAGAAAGAAAAUUCGUUUGCUAUGUGUGAGGAACUUUGACUGCUAUGUAAUGUUCUUUAAUGUAAGUAUCAUUCUUGCAUAUACAUUGAUACAAACAAUCAUUUGUACAGUUCAAAUUGCGCAGACUGUCAUAAUAAAUUGCUUAGACUGUCAUAAUAAAAAUCUUUUACGUGUAAAGUCUACAACAGCAUUUAAAAUUCUAUUUUUAUAACAGUGUGUAGAACUUUGUUUGCUAUUGAUGAAGGACUAUGUUUUUAUGAAUAAAGUAAUUUGUUUUCUGUGUAUAAGACGCCUUAUUUUAUCUCACAAUUUAAGUGGCAUUAAGCGCAUCUUACUGCACAUAGUGUUUUGGUGUAUGUUUUCAUAAGCAAUUUUCAGUUGCUGUGCAUUUAAAUGUGGUUAAUUUAACAAUAAUGCCGCAUAAGUAUUUGAAGGUGAUAUUUUAGAAAUAAAGAAAUCGU